GCUUCGCUUCUUUACCUCCGCGUGUCCAUCCUAGAUUCUAGCGCUAGCGUCCAGAGGACUAAAAUGGCGUAGAAAAUGGUCAAGUUGAAGACGACAUCGGUUUAGUUGUGCGAGAACGUUGUGCUGACCGCCAUGAGCAGCUAUGGCAGACACGGAUACUCCUAGCACGCAGCCGCCUGAGGAAGAAGAGCCUCCUCAGGCAGUAGCAUCGUCUCGUGUGGCAGCAGCGAACGAGGAGAAGCCAGCCGCCAAAGAAGGCAACGGCACAUCGACAAGAGAGAGACUUUUUACGAAGUCGGGUGAGGAAGAUGCUCUGGCAGUGGCCUCGAGCCCUGACGGUCGCUUCCUCAAGUUCCCAGUGGAAGUCGGCAGAGGUUCGUUCAAGACCGUCUUCAAAGGACUUGACUCUGAGACGGGAGUUGAUGUAGCAUGGUGUGAAUUGCAGCCAAAACGAUACAGCAAAGCUGGAAUUGCUCGGUUCAAGGAUGAGGCGCAGAUGUUGAAGAUGCUUCAGCAUGCCAACAUACUCAAGUUCCAUGAUUUCUUCGAGCUGACGGACAAAAAGCAGAGGGUCGUUGUGCUGGUCACGGAAUUGAUGACAUCAGGGACACUGAAGACGUAUUUGAAGCGGUUCAAGGGUGAAGGCGUGAAGCCGAAAGUGAUGAAGCAUUGGUGUGUGCAGAUCCUGAAAGGUUUAAAGUUCCUCCACAGCCACACACCGCCGAUCAUUCAUCGCGACUUGAAAUGUGACAACAUCUUCAUCACUGGGACGACGGGACUUGUCAAGAUAGGAGAUCUAGGCAUGGCUAUUCUACGUCACAAGUCGCACGCGGAGAGUGUUAUUGGCACCCCAGAGUUCAUGGCACCUGAGAUGUAUGAAGAGCACUAUGAUGAGUCGGUCGACGUCUACGCCUUUGGCAUGUGUCUGGUCGAGAUGGCAACGCUGGAAUACCCUUAUAAGGAAUGCUCCAAUGCUGCUCAGAUUUACCGCAAGGUGACAUCGGGUAUAAUGCCAUUGUGUCUGAACAAGGUUGAAAACCCCGUGCUGAAGAAGCUGGUCAACGAUUGCUUGAAGUCCGAGAAGAAUGGCAGAUUGACUAUCUUUCAGCUGCUCCGCCAUGAUUUCUUCAAUGAUGAGGUCCCAACGCCUGUGGUUCGCUGCAACACUAGCUUGAAGGAUGAAGGAGUGUUGGGAUUUCACAUGGAAUUGAAGGAUGAGAAGUCUGAGGAAACGACGCUCAUUGAUUUCUCUUUCAAUUUAGAGAAUGACGCACCUGAGACUGUGGCCAAAGACAUGAUUCAUAACCAACCAGAGUACCUUCGUCCCGAGCACUCCAAGCCAAUUGCAAAGGUAAUCCGUCAGGAGCUGCGUAAAGUCAAGGAGCAGAAAGGACAGGAUCCCAGUUCUGCCAUGGCACAUGGCACUAUGGUGUCUCAACCAUCUUCUGAGAACCUUGCGCUCGCAGCCACCACAGUAUCGUCAGGUAGCUCAAUAGCUACAGCCUCAGCAGCCGGAACGAACCUUGUCACAUCCACUUUGUCAGCUGGAGACGUAUUGGCUCAACCAGGAAGUGAUACCCAGCCUUCACCUCAACAAGCAAGCAAGCUCCAGGCAGAGAAGGCAGUAAUCAGCGCGAAGCAGGAGGCUGGCCAGGAGAAAGAUGUCCCACGGUCUCCAGAGCCUGUGCCAGCGAGCACUGGCCCCGCGUCCCAGCCGCAGCCUAGUGCGGGAGACACGGCUACCACUGCUGCCCCUGUUGGCACUAAUGGCAAGCCGAGUGGCACUGGCUCUGCCAGACCCGCUUCAGUGCCAGUCAAGACCCAGGCCCAGGCCACCAGCGCAGCAAUCACCGAUGUCCCCACAUCCACGACUCACGCAGCGCCGGGAGUGGCAUCAAGCACAGCGUCGCUGAAUCGGUCAUCAACCUUGUCCACGCUGGAGGCCAGUCAGACGGCUGUAAAUGUAACGGCAGCUGCGUCCAUUCCAAGGUCAUCGUCCAUAUCAUCGGUGGGCGCUGGUGGACAGGGUGCAGGCGGAAAGCCCCGUGCCAAGAAGGGUGUGAAAGAGGUGCGGCCCAUGAAGUUGAUAUGGCAACGUCUUCACGAUGGCAUUCUGCACUGCAGCCUGUCGAAUCGCGGGAACCAAGUAGACUUCCAGUUCAGUCUCACGGAUGACAAGCCAGAUGACAUUGCCAAGAGUAUGGUUGACAGUCAGCUAAUUGUGGCUAGUACUGUUGGAAAGCUGUCCAAGCUACUUCAGGGUGUCAUCAAGGAAAUUGUAGCAUCACAUCCCAAGGUGGCCAGUGGAGAGCAAACGGAAACCAUCAUUAAUCCACAAGCUGAUCAGAACUAUCCAACAGAUACUGAUUUGGGUAUUUCCCCUGAACAGCAGCCGCAGCAGCGGAAGACUAGCGAGCCCAAUACGGAUGUGUGUCUGCCGGAAGCGGCGGCAAACACUACAGUAGCAGCAUCAGCACCAGUUGUAGCACCUGCAGCAUCAUGCACCAUCGCGCCGUCAGCAACCAGUGCUGCGAGCACAGCAAUAGCAACGAACAACAAUGGAACAGCGGUGGCACCUAGUGUGGCUGCUGCCGUGUGCCAGUCAGACAACUGCAGCAGCACGGUACCGCCAUUCACACGCUCUAUAUCAGGCGUAUCCAUGAACAGCGGCAGCACGUCAUCCUAUGCAGCUGCUGUGUCGAGCGGGUACAACACGGCAUCCAUGUCGUCAUCAUCGGGUGCUACUGCAGCGUCCACGCUGACCACUGCCAGUGUAACAUCAAGCGGUGAGAUUCAGGCCGGCACUGCCGAUGAUGUCACUGGUGAAUUUGAACAAGUGAGAAACAGUUCAUCUUCCGCCCUAGCAACCAGCGGCAGUGACGACAACUUCAAACAGCAACGCUCGAAGUUCACAGUGGAAGAUGUUUUCGAGGACGGGAGCAGUCCCGAACCCAUGGUCCCUGGAAAGCAGGAAGCCAAUGUGGCCCAAUCUUCUGCCCAGACCGUGACGCGACCUGCCGCAUCUCAAACCAAUUCACCUGUUGCAGAGCGCGCACAAAAGAAAGCCCAUGUGAUUGCUGAGACUGGGCAGCAGGCCAGUACAUCGGGCGAGGCGUCGCAGCGGUCCAGUUGCCGUUCAUCACCUGUAUCCUCCACUGACCAGGUACUACAAGCAAAACGGGAUUCUGCAUCAUCGACGCCUCCGUCAGCCGAGAGAUCGAUCAAUACCUCGCCUAUACCUCUAUCUGCAGUAUCCACAUUUGAGCCGCCUGCAGCCGUAGCAUAUCAGUCACAACCCGAGGCCAUGCUAAUUGUUGAAGGGGCAAUCUCCAGGUUCUCAGUGGACGAUGUUGACGAUGAGAUCGCAUCCACGAUAUCAGAAGGUCCUAUUGCCAGCCUAGAGGAGCUUGUGCACCACUCUGGCGAUGAUCACAGACAGGAAUUGCCUCAGCCCAGCAAUAUGGCUUUUGAGCAUAGCAGACGGGAUGUACGAAACAUCGAAACGGUUGCUAAUGAAGUUCCACCUAGUCUACUCGGCGUUCGAUCUUUGACAGGAUCUCAGGCAUCAUUCGUCAGCAGCUCGUCAUCUUUAGGUGAUGCAUCAGCUCAAUCAAACGUGCAGACAGGUGAUUCUACCAUCCUUGCUGCUGCUGCUGCUGUUGCAAAACACGUGAUAGCUCGAGCUCCAAGCAUUGAAAGUGGUAAUGAACAGGCCAGUCAGCGUGCUGUGUUUGAUGGCACGGCCACUUGCUCUGUGGAGACAGGUGUGCGGCCGGCAGGGAGUAAUGCCGGUGGACAUAUUACUGGAGUUGCUGCUCCAGCAGUUAUAGGCGGCGGCGGUGGCGAGGGUGGCGGUGUUCCUGUGUGUCUACCAAAUGCACAACCGCAACAACAACAAGCCCCGCUCACUUCUCAGCUGUCUGGUGGGAGCAGCGACCUUGUGUCGCCCUCACACCCAGAGCAGAUUCCCCAGGCCAUGUUCUCACAUGGAACAACAUCACAAAGAAGCAACGUAGCCAACACGAUCAUCACGGGCAGCAGCAGCGAUCGUGGUGGCAUACCAGCAAUUAGUGACAGCGGCGGCCAUAUGUUUGACUGCAACCAGAGCACCGCCUCGUCCACCAUGAACGGUCGUGUGGAUAGUGGUGAGAGUAUUGGACAUCAGCUAACUGUCGGUAGCACUGCAUCGGCUACACAGCCCUACUUGCCAAUGUCACACUUUGGUGCCGGUGGUGUUGGUCUGCAUCCGGCCUCAGACCAACGGCAUCACACCCACACCGGUAAUGGUGCUGAGCCAGCUCACUUAUCCAGUGGGUAUGGUAGCCAAGCCUUGGCCGGUACAGCAGCAGUAGCAGCAUUGGGAGCGCCUCCAGCCGCGGAUGUACUUCCAGCCGGGCUUGCACGAAUUGGCGAGAACGCACGGCCUGGUGCUGGUAUUACAGCAGAUACAAUUAGUUCUCUCAGCUUUUUGAUUCACGACGAGAAAUUUGUGCAGAUUAGCAACAGACAUCGAGCAGAGAUGCGAGAGCUGAAAGAGAGACAGUCACGGGAGUUGCAUGACUUCAUGACACGUCGCCGUGAGGAAGAGAACCCCUCCGUCGGACUCAGCACGUACAGCGGCGGUUCUUCGACGCCGUCCGAUGGCCAGUUGGCGCGUUUUGGUAGUGCAGGGUCCCGGCCUGGACACCCGCUGUUGUCUAUGAGUAACUCCAGUAUCGGCAAAGCCCCCGCAGGUGUGCCAGCAGCGCCAGUAGCGCCAUACCAGACUCACCACAGGACUGCGUCGGAUGAGUACGUCCCGGAUCCAGCGUACCUGCAGCAGACUGCUCCAGUACAGCCGCAGCAGCAGCAGCAACCACAGCAGCAGCCGCAACAACAGCAGCAGCAACCUCCACAGCAGCACCAGACAGGGCCAGUGCAGAAGACUUCCACCGUAACCCAACACCAAAUGCACCCUGGCCCCACUACUGUUGUUCCAGCUCAGACUGUUUCCGCCACACUGCCCCAGCAGCAGCAGCAGCACACAAACUCAGCACAGGGACCGCAAGUAGCAAUGCACGCCGCCAGUGCUUCCCAAGCGCAUGCGCAGCUGAUGCAGGACAUGGUCGCGCAGCAGCAACAGCAUCUCAAUCUUAUGGCUAGCAAACAAUUCAACCAAACUGGCUAUCAGAACAGUGGCCACAACACCAUGCCCUCUCAGUCAGCACCAUCUCAGCAGCUGCAGCAACAAGCACACCAGCCGUCACAGUACAGCCAGCAACAGCAGUCCGGAACACAGCAGCAGACCCAUUCGAAUGGCCAUCCGCUGUCCCAGUCUACACAGCAUGGCCAUUCAGAAGCUGAAACGCAGUCCGGUGCUUUCCCUAGCCCGUACUUGCGCCACCCAUCCAAUCAGCAGCAGCAGCAGCAGCAGCAGCAUCACCACUCAGGAGCUGCCCGCACCAGCCAAGACCAUGCAUCUCUCAGUCAGCCGUUGCGGCAGCAGGUUUUACACCAGCAUGUGCAGCAGCAACAGCAGCACCAGCAGCAGCAACAGCAGCAGCAGCAGCAGCAAGCACAGCUGCACCAAUUGCAGACUCAGCACCAACAACAUGCCGGCGAUAGUGUACCACAAACACCAGGAGUACCGCCCUACGGUGGCCAAGUAACACCGCAUGCUGGUACUGCCUCUGUGCAGAGUUUCAACUACCAAAGUCACACAGCCAACGAGCGUGUCCACCAACAGCAGCAACAACCACACCAGCCAUCCUCAGGACUGCCUGCAAGUGCAGAUCCAUCAGUUGGCCAUUCUGGUCAUUUUGUCCCACCACACCAUGGUGGUAGCGGGCCUUCAUCUGGGCGAAACCCUGGCCAAGCAUCCAUGCACCAGCCGCUGCAGAACACUUCCGGAGGACCCCUCAGUGUUCAGCAGGCCUAUCCCUCAGGAUCCUCGCAGCAUCCUGGCCAAUUCCCAGCUCAGAACCAUGACCAGAAGUCAGGAGCUGCUAACAGUCACUUAACCAUGCAUGCCAAUGUUCCACCGCACCAGCAGCAGCACCAGCAGCAGCAACAUCAUCACCAGCAGCUGCAGCAACAGCAACAACAACAGCAGCAGCAGCAGCCGCCUUUAGUAGCAGUGCCAAAGUAUCUGGGCUCCUCAACAGAGUCGCUAAGUGAGCCGAUGCAACAGAGCAUUAUGGACCCAUCAUAUGGUAAGCAGGUACCAAGCAAGGCAAUGCAACAUCCCACUAUUCCUAUGCAACAACAGCAUCAUCAGCAGCAGCAGCCCCAACACCACCAUCAACAAGUUCAUCAUCCGACGCAGCAGCAGCACCAACAGCCAAAGCAACAAGGUCAGCAACAGCUGCUUCAUCAAGCGCAGCAGCAGCAAGCAGUUCCUACACCAUCUCAGCAUCAGAUAUCUCAACAACAACAGCAACAGCAUAUGGUCCAGCAGCAGCAACCAGUGAAUUCUGCUGGUCAGUCUGGCCCACAGUAUGCCAAUGCAGGCACUUACGAUCCUGCCAACAAUCAGAUGUCUGUGAAUAACCUGGAGGACUUGCAGGCACUGACCUAUGCAAACGUGGCUGCGAAUACGAUGAGCAACUCUCGGCAACAACCUGCAUCAGGGCCACCGUCCAGACCUGUAUCGCAGAUGGGCGGUGACAUGGCUGCAAUGAAAAGCUUGUUUGUGCCAGUGGCUACAACUGCUGACGGAGCGAUUAGCACUGCCCCAGAUCACCAUCACAAUGGUGGCGCCGCAGUGAGUGCUAUGCCCAGUGUUGGCUUGCCCGCAGCGAUGGGAACCACUAGUGGAUCACAGCAACGUCAGAUCAGCCCUCCAGAUCUGAACAGCAGCUAACUUGCUGGCUGUUUUGUACUAUCUGGGCACUGUGAAAGUUACGAUGUUAGAAUAUCCUGUACGGCAACAGCGCAUUCAGCCAGCUACCCGCACAACCUGCCCUGAUAAGUUGAAAUGUGAAUCUUGAUGAAGGUAUCAUCACUGCAUCCAGCUCUGUAUGUAUGAGCUUGACUCUGGCUGGCAGUGCUCAGCGUGUUGUGUGAAUGACGCAUUGUCAUGCCAUUCCGGACGAAUGUGCGCUCCAAAAGGUCUGUUCUUUCCCUUAUGGGCCAGACUUAUAGAAUGCUCUCUCCAGUUGUUCUCUUCAGGUCAUGCUUAUCCCUUCACGAUCUCAGAAAUUACCUCAGCACCUGAAGUAUUUGUAUGUGUGUAUGUAUCUGUGCGCGAGAGAGUAUGUGACUUGAUACCACCGUUGAACAAACAUGCGUACAGUCAUCAAGUUGACCACAUGUUCAAGCGUACAAGAAUUUCAAGUUUUUUCUUUCCGUUAAAAUAUCGCACGAUCAAACAGAUUUUAUCACACCUAUUUUUUCUUGCAGAAGCUACCCCCCCCCCCUCUCUCUCUCUCUCCUCCCGUCCCCCAUCACAUUGCAGCCUUGUAACGUUACAACGGUUAUGCAAUGCCCUUUGACUAUACUCCGGGUCACUGAGGCCGUGGUUUGUUUGCACCGAAUUACAUUUUAAACAGUGAUCAGUUCCGUGCCCACUGCCGAGGACUUGCUGGCUUUGUCAUCAUUACUGUCUUGCACCGCCACUUCUGAGAGGCUCCUGUUUCGUUGUAUUUUUAAAUUCUAACCUUGUCGUUUCAUUCUCCCCAGAAGUCUUUGCAACUGACACACAAUACUAUACUAUA
Molecule: messenger RNA, 7694 nt
Organism: Sycon ciliatum
Lineage: Eukaryota; Metazoa; Porifera; Calcarea; Leucosolenida; Sycettidae
Product: serine/threonine-protein kinase WNK1-like
Exons: 13
Coding region: 143-6841 (2232 amino acids)
Biological process (GO): protein phosphorylation; intracellular signal transduction
Cellular component (GO): cytoplasm
Molecular function (GO): ATP binding; protein serine/threonine kinase activity
Source: RefSeq, a predicted model, not a curated record